This is a messenger RNA of Mercenaria mercenaria, 1815 nucleotides long. RefSeq lists its product as uncharacterized. The coding region runs from base 321 to 1538 and encodes 405 amino acids. Gene Ontology annotation, cellular component: mannan polymerase complex. The record is from RefSeq and is a predicted model, not a curated record. Gene Ontology annotation, biological process: protein N-linked glycosylation; cell wall mannoprotein biosynthetic process. The transcript has a single exon. Gene Ontology annotation, molecular function: alpha-1,6-mannosyltransferase activity. Lineage: Eukaryota; Metazoa; Mollusca; Bivalvia; Venerida; Veneridae.
UGACUUUUUCAGAAUAGUGUAAGUAUUCAGUCAUACGAGACAGUAGAGUACUACAUAAAUUGGACAGGAAGAUUUUCUGUAAAAGAUGCUGUUCGUUUACCAAAUAUUUCUGUGGAUUGGUGAUAUACUGCUUAACCCCAAGAACUAUUGUUUAAAACCUUUGAAAUCUAUGUAUACUGUACAUUUACACUCGAGUAGACAUGCCAGGGGGAUGCAACUUUACAUAAAAAAUAUUAGUUAAAGUUAUUGAGUAUAUUAAACAACAAUACAUCAUAUCAUUAAACAUACGUUUGUUUCAAUAAGAGUUUCAUUUAUUAUUUAUGAUGGGUCUAAGAUAUCCACGCAUACUAGGAAAACAAAUUCUUAAAUUAAUUUUUCUGAUUUUGUUGUUCAUUUGUGGAGUACAAUUUACACGAUAUGACAGAAACAAAUCAAGAGAAAUAAGUGCGCAGAAAGAUUUUGAUCAUCGUAGCGUACGGAAGGAUUUAAACUCAAAUAAAUCAUCUCGUAAUAUAAGGAAGUACAUCAAACUAACCAAAUUAGCUAAAUCAAAUAUACAUCGUGCUUUCGGAGGACUAGACAGUAAUGGUAGUCCUAUAAUAGACAGAAAAUUCAAGUACGACCGUGCUAAACAAUUGGAUUACAUACCUAGUGUGUUUGAAGCUGUAAAUCAUCACGAAGUACCAUAUAUUUCAGAAAAUAUUACGAAAAUGUUCCUUGUAUUGCCAAACAUCAAAUAUGAAGAAAAAGUAGCAAUUUUGACACCUGUACGUAACGCAGUACGCGCAUUAAAGCGAUUUGGUGAGCAAGUUGGGAAACUGACAUAUCCCCACGAAUUGAUGUCGUUGUAUUUCGGGGAGGAUGGAAGUAUAGACAACACAAUUGAAAUAGCAAAUAUUACUGCGCAUCAACUUGAAACACAACGGAAGUUUCACACGGCUGAUGUUGUGAGGCUCAACAUUUCAGGUGGAUUCCAUGGAAGUGAUUAUGUAAGGCACAAGCCAGAGGUUCAGCGAACUAGGAGAGCACAUAUGGCUUUGGCAAGAAAUCGUCUACUUCGCUUUGCUCAAGAUCAAAACAAAUUUGACCAUAUUCUAUGGAUUGAUAGCGACGUUGCAGAACUUCCGGCUGACCUCGUGCAACAAAUGCUUUUCACGAACUCUGAUGUUGUUGCAACAUGUUGUUUGACAAAAACUCGUGGACAUAAAAUGAAAUAUGAUAUGAAUUCUUGGAGAGAGACAAACAAUUCAAUAAAUAAACUGUCUAAGCUCGAACCAGAUUAUCUGGUACUAGAAGGUUAUAGGAAAUCCCUUAGAAUUUAUCUUCCAGAUCUUAAAAGUGAAGGCCGUGUUGUUCCUUUGGACGGGGUAGGUGGUUGUGCACUUAUGGUCAAAGCCAAAUGUCACCGAAGUGGUUUGCAGUUUCCGGAAGUUGUCUACAAACAUCAUAUUGAAACAGAAGGUCUUGCAAAAAUGGCGCGUGAUAUGGGAUAUAGUGUUGUAGGUCUUCCCUUCGUAGAAGUUUUUCAUGAAGUUUAAAAACAAUAACAUCAGUUUAUAAUAUUAAGAACGGAUAAAGUUUUAACACCCGAAAAUGUUGCCCUCAAUUAAGGUUGUGCUACUUUGACUUAAGUGUGAUUUUACAUUAGUAUCUUUUCAUAUCGAACUAUCUUUCGACCAUUUUAUCAGUUUUAUCGAUGAGUUUAUCGUGAGAUCCGAUCUGGCGAAAUCCACUUGAGUCCAAUACAGCAUCCCAGAUCGCACAACUAUUAUAAAACCCCUAUUACCUUGUAUUAAAGAACUAAUAUUCAACAAA